This is a messenger RNA of Sipha flava (yellow sugarcane aphid), 1862 nucleotides long. RefSeq lists its product as uncharacterized. NCBI's taxonomy places the organism in Eukaryota, Metazoa, Arthropoda, Insecta, Hemiptera, Aphididae. Bases 682 to 1707 code for a protein of 341 amino acids. Gene Ontology annotation, molecular function: oxidoreductase activity. The record is from RefSeq and is a predicted model, not a curated record. The transcript has 5 exons.
UAUCCGGUGUGCCGUUGAAACAGUGUGUCCUGCGCGGGUCGACAAGAGAGUGUGUGUAUGUAUACAGUUAAUUCACAGCAGGCGACGUACUAUUAUUAUAAAAAAGGGUGGUCGGCCCGUUCUAAGGACUCACACAAACACGCACAUUCGGCUGGCGCUAGUCGUACUAUUAUCAUUAUUAUUAUUUUUAUUAUUAUUUUUAUUGUUAUUUUUUAUCAUUAUUUGACGCAGGCGGUUCGCAUUUUUCGUUCAUUCGUUCACGGUCUCUCUCUCUCUCGCGUUCUCUUUAUCCUUCUCUGCCUCACUAUUUUCAGCUGUGGUGACAGGUGGCAGCAGUAAAAAGGUGGUGGAAGUGGCCGACUCGUGUAUGGUAACGAAGUACAUAAUAACAAUAUACCGGUUUUACCAUCGCCACUCGCUUUCUACUGGUAUGCGAUACCAGUCGAAUGCCAUGCACACGGUCCGCGAGCACCGACGUGAACGGCGGUCGUAUUCCUUGUUGGUAUCGGGCGUCGACUCGAAGAAGUCAAAACAACGUUCGAUUCGACAUCUGAUCCUUGUCCAGGCAGUAGAUCCAGCCGUAGGGUCCUGCACGCGAUAUACGUGACGUGGACAACGACGACGAUAAUUGGAGUAUCAACAAACGACCAAGGACUCGCCAUCUUUUUUUAAUAUUUCACGAUGACGGUGGACGAAAACGAAGUGAAAGAGCGGGUGAGAGUGAUUCUGGAAGAAGGCUGUGACGUAUCGGUCGACAAGAAGCGGUCCAAAGAAUUACCGGAAUGGUUCGACGAGGAAUUGUUUACCAGAGGGCAGAAAUACUUUUAUACCAACUUCUACGCAAUGUUUGUCUCGAAAUUGAUGGGUUUAAUAUUGGUAUUAACAGUACCGACAAUAUUGGACGUAUUAAUACUUACAAAUAAAUCAUCUGAUCCUUACAACGCUUUUAGAAGAUAUCUGGACACCAUUAGACACAUGAUUAGGUGGUAUAAUUUUGACCUAAAAGAUUCCACUUCAAAGUCCCAAAAAUCUGUGUCAAUUGUACAUGGCCUUCAUUGCGCUGCUAGUCGAACAUCCGAGAAAGCUGGGCUUGGUCUACGAGUGUCCCAGAGAGACAUGGCAUUAACACAGUUCGGAUUCAUUGGUUUAAUGUUGGUGAAGAAAAAAGAAUUGGCUAUAAUUGGCACGGAAGAGGACGAAAGAUCUAUUGUGCAUUUUUGGCGAACUAUUGGAUACUUGUUAGGAAUUCAAGACAAGUUCAACUUGUGCCAAGGAACUCUCGAAGAAGUCCGAUGCGUAUGUUCUAUUAUUUUGAAAGACUACUAUGCUCCGGCUCUGAGGAAACCUACUCCGGAAUUUAAUCAAAUGGUAGAGGCGCUGAUCGAUGGCAUGAAACCCAUUUCGCCUAUGUUGGAUUUGGAUGCGUUCAUGACGUAUUUGACCGAGAUUUGCGGCGUAACCGAUAUGGAUAAUCGGCUGUCUACUCGAUACAGCCGGUGCAUGUACAACAUACAAACAUACACGCACGACGUUUUGUUGACCAACAAAUGGUUGGCUGUCAUAUUUCGACCGUUGUUGAACUACAACUUGAGGUUUUCUGUGUGGAUCAACAUCAAGUUUCCGUUCGGUGCGGCUUUUAGGUUCGGCACCAAAGUGUUCUCUAGAGUUCAAGAGACACCCCAUCCGGUUCAAGUCCCCACGUCUUAGAGAAUAGGAAAACCACUUUUAUGGAUUUUUUUGUUAAAGGCUAGUUCAGACUAUGCCAGUAAUUUAGUCAAGCAACAAGUAUUUUAGUAACUAAUCAUGUAUGAACAGGUCGAUUUAGUCGAGUAGCUUAGUAAAAUAAUUUAGUUUAGUCAAUC